Messenger RNA from Betta splendens (Siamese fighting fish), 963 nucleotides. It is a transcript of the gene polr2eb, whose product is annotated as RNA polymerase II, I and III subunit E, b. Gene Ontology annotation, biological process: DNA-templated transcription. The record is from RefSeq and is a predicted model, not a curated record. Gene Ontology annotation, molecular function: DNA-directed RNA polymerase activity; DNA binding. Gene Ontology annotation, cellular component: RNA polymerase III complex; RNA polymerase I complex; RNA polymerase II, core complex. The coding region runs from base 131 to 763 and encodes 210 amino acids. NCBI's taxonomy places the organism in Eukaryota, Metazoa, Chordata, Actinopteri, Anabantiformes, Osphronemidae. The transcript has 8 exons.
UGACGUCAUCAGCGUCUGCCGUAAAGCGAAAAAAACGUGCGUUGUGUCGCUCGGCGGGGCGACAGUGAAGUCCUGGUAGAGUAGCGAUUCUUUAUUAAAAUCUGAGGCAGAGUAAAGCGUUGGAAACAAGAUGGAUGACGAAGAGGAAACAUACAGAUUAUGGAAGAUUCGAAAAACCAUUAUGCAGCUUUGCCAUGAUAGAGGCUACUUGGUAACACAGGAUGAGUUGGACCAGACUCUGGAUGAGUUCAAGAGCCAAUUUGGAGACAAGCCCAGCGAGGGUCGCCCCAGACGCACAGAUCUCACUGUGCUGGUGGCGCACAACGAUGACCCCACUGACCAGAUGUUUGUGUUUUUCCCUGAGGAACCCAAGGUCGGAAUCAAGACCAUUAAAAUGUACUGUCAGAGGAUGCAGGAAGAAAACAUCACAAGAGCCAUUAUUGUUGUUCAGAUGGGCAUGACACCCUCAGCCAAGCAGUCUCUGGUUGACAUGGCGCCAAAAUACAUAUUAGAGCAAUUUCUACAACAGGAGCUUCUCAUUAACAUCACAGAGCAUGAGCUUGUUCCGGAGCACAUAGUUAUGACAAAAGAAGAACUGACUGAACUUCUGGCAAGAUAUAAACUAAAAGAAAGUCAGUUGCCAAGGAUCCAGGCUGGGGAUCCUGUGGCUCGCUACUUUGGUUUGAAAAGAGGACAGGUUGUAAAGAUCAUCAGACCUAGUGAAACAGCUGGGAGGUACAUCACAUACAGACUGGUCCAGUAACACACAGGUGUUCAACACUUGAAAGACCAAUGUUACAGGUUUCAUCGAUUCAGCUAAAGAUAUUUCUUCCACUUCUGACUUUUUUUUUUUAUUCGAAUUUGUUGUAAUUACGUUUUAUAAAAUGUUUGAAAAUAAUCAUUGUCUCAAGUUGUUUCAUUUAACGUGUACAGACAAUUAAUAAAAUUGAACCUCUAGCAGGA